AGCCCGGGAAGUCCCAGCACUGUGGAGCAUCACUAUGGGAUGUGUACAGGAGAUGAAGUGACAGUGCUGUGUGCAGUCCUGAUGGGUGUAGCAGCUGGGAAUGACUAGCCUCCAUCCCUGACCUGGGACUGCUUGGGAUUUAUCCACAGAGGAGUAGAGGGGAUUAUUGGACUGAUGAGGGGAUCGCCUGGGUGCAAGGAAUAACACAAGUGCACUUUUCUCCUCUUUUUCUUUUCUAUUUUUGUACCUUUGCUCUCUUCUUGUCUUGUUGGAGAUGAUUGUUUUAUUUCUACUGGCGUGCGUGGUGGAUGGUGUGCUUUCCCAGCUAGCCUACAAGGUGCAGGAGGAGAGGGACCAUGGUACUUUCGUGGGGAAUAUCGCUGAGGAUUUGGGCUUGGACAUUACAAAACUCUCCAGUCGCAGGUUUCAGUCGGCCCCCAACUCCAGGAGCCCUUACCUGGAGCUGAACCUGGAGAAUGGAAUCCUGUAUGUCAAGGAGAAGAUCGACAGGGAGCUGAUCUGCAAGCAGAACCCCUCCUGCCUGCUCCACCUGGAGGUCUUCUUGGAGAACCCCUUAGAAUUCUUCCGGGUGGAGAUUGAGGUGCUGGACAUCAAUGACAACCCCCCGACCUUCCCGGAGUCUGACAUCCAGGUGGAGAUCUCGGAGAGCGCCACCCUGGGCACCCGCUUCCCGCUGGAGAGCGCCUACGACCCAGACGUGGGCAACAACUCCCUCCGCACCUACGAGAUGACCACCAACAGCUUCUUCACCCUGGACGUGCAAACCCAGGGAGAUGGCAACAAGUUUGCCGAGCUGGUGCUGAAGAAGCAGCUGGAUCGAGAGCAACAAGCCCUGCACAGGUACGUGCUAACUGCCAUGGACGGGGGCAUCCCCCAGAGGACGGGCACUGCCCUCCUCACCAUCAAAGUGCUGGACUCCAACGACAACGUGCCUGUCUUCGAUCAGCCGGUGUACACCGUGUCCAUGCCCGAGAACUCGCCCCCUGGCACCCUGGUCCUACAGCUCAAUGCCACCGACCAGGAUGAAGGUCAAAACGGGGAGGUGGUGUACUCCUUCAGCAGCCACAACUCGCCCCGGGUCCGAGAGGUCUUCAGCGUGGACUCCAGGACUGGUCGCAUGGAGAUCGCCGGGGAGCUGGACUAUGAGGACAGCAACAUGUACCAGGUCUACGUCCAAGCCAAGGACCUGGGGCCGAACGCGGUGCCGGCCCAUUGCAAGGUGAUGGUCAAGGUGCUGGACCUCAACGACAACGCGCCAGAGAUCAGCUUCAGCACCGUCAAGGAGUCGGUGAGCGAGGGCGCCCCCCCGGGCACGGUGGUGGCACUCUUCAGCGUCACCGACAAGGACUCGGAGGAGAACGGGCAGAUCCACUGCGAGAUCCUUGGGGAAGUGCCCUUCAGGCUCAAGUUGUCCUACAAGAACUACUACACCAUCGUGACCGACGGCACCCUGGACCGGGAGCUUGUGCCUUCCUACACGGUGACGGUGCUGGCCAGGGACCGGGGCAGCCCUCCCCUCAGCUCCACCAGGUCCAUCCAGGUGCAGGUGGCCGAUGUCAACGACAACGCGCCCAGGUUCUCCCAGGCGGUGUACAACGUGUAUGUGACGGAGAACAACGUGCCGGGGGCGUACAUCUCCGCCGUGAGUGCCACCGACAGAGACGACGAGGAGAACGCUCAGGUGUCCUACAACAUCCUGGAGUGUGACAUCCAGGGCAUGUCCGUCUUCACCUACGUGUCCAUCAACUCCGAGAACGGCUACCUCUACGCCCUGCGCACCUUUGACUACGAGCAGCUCAAGGACUUCAGCUUCAUGGUGGAGGCUCGAGAUGGUGGCAGCCCACCUCUGACCAGCAACGCCACGGUCAACAUCGUGAUCGUGGACCAGAACGACAACGCGCCUUCCAUCAUCUCCCCCCACGGCAGGAACGGGACGGCCAAGGAGCUGCUGCCCAGGACUGCAGAGCCGGGCUACCUGUUCACCCGGGUGGUGGCUGUGGACCUGGAUGAAGGCGAGAACGCCCGCCUGACCUACAGCAUUCUCAGAGGCAACGACAUGAGUUUGUUCCGCAUGGACUGGAGGACAGGAGAGCUAAGGACAGCAAGGAAAAUCACGAGUAAGAGAGACCCCCACAGACCAUUCGAGUUAGUGGUGGAGGUUCGGGACCAUGGACAGCCACCCCUGUCUUCUACUGCACUCAUUCAGGUGGAGAUUGUGGACAGCACUGUAGAGAAACUGAAUGAGAACCACCGCUCCAGUAGAUCCAAUGACACAGCCUUAGACCUCACCCUCAUCCUCAUCAUUGCCCUGGGCUCUGUCUCCUUCAUCUUCCUGCUAGCUAUGAUAGUGCUAGCCAUCAGGUGCCAGAAGGAGAAGAAACUCAACAUCUACAGCUGCCUGGCCAGUGACUGCUGUGUGUGCUGCUGCUCUUGUUGUAGCAGACAAGCCAGAGCUCGCAAGAAAAAGCUCAGCAAGUCAGACAUCAUGUUGGUACAAAGCUCUAAUGUGCCCACUGCUACCCAGGUGCCAGUGGAGGAGUCUGGUAGCUUUGGGUCUCACCAUCAUAACCAGAAUUACUGCUAUCAGGUCUGCCUGACCCCGGAGUCUGCUAAAACGGACCUAAUGUUCCUCAAGCCUUGCAGCCCUUCCAGGAGCACAGAUGCAGAGCACAACCCUUGUGGGGCUAUAGUGACAGGCUAUGCUGACCAGCAGCCUGAUAUCAUCUCCAAUGGCAGCAUCUUGUCCAGUGAGAAUAAACACCAACGCACUGAACUCAGUUAUCUAGUUGACAGACCACGACGGGUAAACAGCUCUGCCUUCCAGGAAGCAGACAUAGUAAGCUCUAAGGAUAGUGGGCAUGGAGACAGUGAGCAAGGAGACAGUGAUCAUGACGCCACUAAUCGAGGUCAAUCCUCUGGAGCUGACCUGUUCUCCAACUGUACAGAAGAGUGUAAAGCUCUGGGCCAUUCGGACCGCUGCUGGAUGCCUUCUUUUGUACCUUCCAGUGAUGGCCGUCAGGCGGCAGACUACCGCAGCAAUCUUCAUGUGCCGGGUAUGGACUCUGUUCCGGACACUGAAGUGUUUGAAGCACCUGAGGUGCCUCCAGGAGGGGAGAGAUCCUUUUCUACAUUUGGAAAGGAGAAGGCAUUACAAGGGCUGGCAGGAGUAGGCAAUGGAAAUGGAGGAGGGAGUACACAAGAGAGAAAAGAGCUAGAUGGCCUGCUCUCCGGGACCAGAGCGCCUUACAAGCCCCCCUAUCUGACACGGAAAAGGAUAUGCUAGUCAGAGCUACAGGACUUACCUGAAGCAGCAUGAUUUGCACAAGUUGACCAACAAAAGCAUCAACUUUUCAACUUCAUUACCCUGGCCAUACAGUCUGGUAUAAAAGAAGGGAUGAAAGUCUGCUGCUGAAGGCAUGGCCAAAAUAAGGACCUUUCUGCUCUCAGCAGGCCUGAGAAAUGAGUUGAAAUGUGAAGAAGAACUGUAGAAACUGAGGAGGCGAGCGACCUUGCCUCACUUAUCAGUGUGUGCCUGUUUACAGCACUAUAUAUCUUUCUUUCUCCAAAACGUCACUGAGCCCUUUAGAUGUUUCUAAACACCACAAGAAGCCAAUCGUACAGAUAGAACAUGCAUUAUAAAUGCAAUAUCACUGUUUUAAACUUGACUGUUUUAUAUCAUUUUUUUUUUGUGUGAUGAAGUGUUAACCCAAAUUAUCCAAACUUUACAAGACAGAUUGUGAUCAUGUUAUGUUCACCUGUGGGUCAUAAAAGGAAAAAAAAAAAAGAAAAAGAAAAAAAUAUUGUUUAUCCACAGACCCAUGGAAUAUCAAGGACAUUCUGUAGUUUAUACACCGUGUUGCAAA
Molecule: messenger RNA, 3884 nt
Organism: Bufo bufo (common toad)
Lineage: Eukaryota; Metazoa; Chordata; Amphibia; Anura; Bufonidae
Gene: PCDH10
Product: protocadherin 10
Exons: 5
Coding region: 275-3304 (1009 amino acids)
Biological process (GO): homophilic cell-cell adhesion
Cellular component (GO): plasma membrane
Molecular function (GO): calcium ion binding
Source: RefSeq, a predicted model, not a curated record